AUGACGUUCGUCAGUCCUACACCUAUUUUCCUUGGAAUGCCUUCCUCUGAAGAGGGGCUCACACCUCCAAAGAUUCCCUACUUUACCGACCUCUCCUGGAAGAUCUACAAUCUCAAGUUUGCUCUGAUCGACUCGAGCAAAUCCUCCGCCAUGACGAAAUCUCAGGCGCUCCAGUCGAACCUGGACGUCGACUAUGUGAUUAGCUACCGCUUUGCGAAGACGGACAAGGCCAAAGCUGCCUCUCAGUUCGAGAAAUUAUGUCACGCUCUCGCGAGCGUGGGUCUGCAGACGGAAGCCCGCAACGGAGAUAACCACUCGGUGCUGCUCUUCGUAAGGGUAGCCUCUGACGAGCAUUUGUUCGGUGAAGUUUACAGAUCGAGAGUGCGAGACUGGAUGCACGGCGUCCGCUCUGCUGCCCCUGACAAAGAGACACGCGCCGCUCUCGAGGCCGAACCUCUCUACGAAGCCGAACGACUGCGCAUCAUCUACCAACUGAUUACCAACCCUACAAACGAAGGUGGAGCUGGCAUUACACCCAAGGAAGGCGAGUGGGAAAAUGUCGAGUCUGUCUUCGCUCUGCACGACCAUGCCUACAACAAGGACUGGAUCAAGAAGUGGACUUCGUCCUACUUCCUUACGACGGAGGAUCUUGACGAUAUCAGGAAUCGUCUCGGCGAGAAGAUUGCUUUCUACUUUGCCUUCACACAGUCCUAUUUCACUUUCCUGAUCCCCGCAGCAGGCUUUGGUACUUUUGCAUGGCUCUUCUUCGGCCACUUCUCGCCCGUUUACGGCUUGUUCAGCGCGCUGUGGUGCAUAGUCUUCACCGAGUACUGGAAACACCAGGAAGGCGACCUCAGCGUCCGCUGGGGAGUGAAGGGCGUCUCCAAGAUUGAUACCAAGAGGAGGAACUUUCAGCAUGAAAACACCGUCACAGACCCCAUCACUGGUGAGCAGGUCGGUUUCUUCCCUGCGCAAAAGCGUUUCCAGAGACAAUUGCUGCAGAUCCCCUUCGCCAUAGCAGCUACCCUGAUGCUUGGAACCGUCAUUGCAACCUGCUUUGGUAUCGAGGUCUUCAUCUCCGAGGUCUACAACGGACCGCUUAAGAGCGUCCUGGUCUUCAUCCCUACAGGUAUCCUUACCACGGUCAACCCCAUCUUGAACACCCUCCUCACUCAGUUCGCUACACGCCUUACUGAGUUCGAGAACUACGAGACCGCAAGUGCAUUCGAGUAUGCCCUGACCCAGAAGAUCUUCGUCUUGAACUUCAUCAUGUCAUAUCUUGGUAUUUUCCUGACUGCGUUCGUAUACGUUCCCUUCGGUACUGUUAUUGUACCUUACCUCGACGUCUUUAACGUGGCCGUUCGACCGUUCGCCGAGGAUGAGAAGCAAUUGCAUCUCCACACAACCGCAGGCACUUCCAGCUGGUCGAUCAACCCAGACCGUCUCCGCAAGCAAGUCAUUUACUUCACUGUUACCGCGCAGGUCGUCAAUCUUGGCAUGGAGCUCAUUGUCCCGUACCUGAAGCGCCGUGGCUUCGCUAAGUACAAGGAGAUGCAGUCCGAGCGAGCUGCGAAGAGCGGCGGUGCUGCUCCUUCAGCUGCUGCAAAUGAUCCAGCAGAGGAUGCUGCAUUCCUGGAGCGUGUUAGGAAGGAAGCCGAACUUGACGUCUACGAUGUUACUGCUGAUCUCCGUGAGAUGGUUGUUCAAUUCGGCUACCUAUCCCUCUUCUCCGUCGUCUGGCCCCUUACUGCUGUAUCCUUCCUUGUCAACGACUGGAUUGAGCUUCGCGCAGAUGCUAUGAAGAUCUGUGUUGAGAUGCAGCGUCCUACUCCCUGGCGCGCCGACACUAUCGGACCUUGGCUGGACUCUCUCAGCUUUCUCACCUGGCUCGGCAGCCUGACUACCUCUGCUCUUGUCUACAUGUUCUACGGUGACGGCAAGGGCCCCGAUGGCAAACCCUCCAACAUUCAGCUGUGGGCUCUGCUACUCAUCGUCUUCCUCUCCGAGCACCUCUUCAUCCUUGUCCGUACUGCCGUCCGCAUCGCCGUGUCCAAGAUGGACUCCCCAGGACAGCAGAAGGAACGCCGUGAGAGGUUCCUCAUCAGGAAGCAGUUCUUCGAGGAGAAUCUGAGUCAGUUGCAAAAGCUCCCCACUCUGACCGAUGGUGGCGAGGAAAUCACCAGGAAAUCGCUCGAGGAAGACGCCCGACAGUCGAGCCUCAGGGAGACUACCCCUGAGACGCGCUUCUGGAGCCGCCAGCGGGGUUGGAGGGAGUCUGCUAGCGUGGGUAAAACGCUGAUUGAGAGGGCUGCGAUUGAAGCUAGCCCUGAGAGGAAGAAGGAGUUGUAG
This is a messenger RNA of Ascochyta rabiei, 2349 nucleotides long. RefSeq lists its product as uncharacterized. Gene Ontology annotation, molecular function: chloride channel activity. Bases 1 to 2349 code for a protein of 782 amino acids. Gene Ontology annotation, biological process: chloride transmembrane transport. The record is from RefSeq and is a predicted model, not a curated record. Lineage: Eukaryota; Fungi; Ascomycota; Dothideomycetes; Pleosporales; Didymellaceae. Gene Ontology annotation, cellular component: cortical endoplasmic reticulum. The transcript has 4 exons.